Messenger RNA from Closterium sp. Yama58-4, 3711 nucleotides. Lineage: Eukaryota; Viridiplantae; Streptophyta; Zygnematophyceae; Desmidiales; Closteriaceae. The record is from the annotation of a GenBank genome assembly.
AUGCACAGACACGGCUUCAUUACAUGGCUUCCCUGUCCCUCCCUAUGCCAUUUCUCGUCCCUUCCCUCAUCACUCUCAGCGCUAGUAGCAGCGCAAUCGUCCGAUGAGCUGCUGCUGGGGCGCGUGGCGGAGAUGGAGGAGCAGCUCAACCAGCAGCUGCUGGAUGGAGGACCCGUUGAGGGCACCUCCCAGCCUGUCGGAGCUGCCACAACCAAGGCUGCUGCCACUGGCGGCUCUGCAGUUGACACCCUGCCACCGCGUCCCACCUUCACAGAAGGCCUGCUGAAAACCACCACUCUCCCCCGCGGCAUCUACCGCAACAAGCUGAAUAGCACCUUUCUGGAAUACCAGCGAAACGUGCACAAGGGGGAGGUAGAACUGCACUGCAUGGGCGGCACCUGCCCGAACCUAGACAGCUGCGGCUCGGCAUUCCCAAACGUGCGAGCCUGCUUCUGGCCGAACCUGGUAGACGAGGACUACAUUUACCCGGACCAGCCUGAGAAUUGCCCGAAGCUGUCGAAUUGGGAGGAGGUUGGGGCGAAGGGGGCGGAUCCUAGGUGCACGCACCCUGGAGAUAAUCUGAGAUUUGAUAAGUAUGUGCCGCAGUAUUUUGAGAUCAAGGACGUGUUUGUGGAUGCUAAUGGGGUGCUCUUUAACGAGUCGCUGCACUUCUUCCGCCAUGGGUGCUUCAAAGACAAAGAGUUUGCCUACCACGCAAAUCAGACCAGCGUGCAGCAUUACCACCGCCUCAUAUCGCUGCUCUACCAGCUGGGGGGGGCGUUCUACCACACGCUCAUCGAGGUCGUGCCGCACUUCCUGCUGCUCGCACCUCUGCUAAGAGACAACCCCGGCAUGCCCAUCGCUGUCAGCCGCAAACAGGCAAGCUCACCAGCUUGGGUCACCUUGAACCGUACUGCACUCCUCUCUCCUCCUGCUCCCUCCCCGCCAGCACAGCUGAAGAUGUAUGACUCCGUGCUGUAUCCCAUCGUGGGAAUCAGCUCGCGCGAGCUGAACCUCGUUCUCGUGGACGACCGGGACCAGAAGAUGCUGCUGCACGCUGACAUGGCGUACCAGGUACUUGCUUACGUGGCGUUCCACGCACGUGCUGAUGUGCCAUACCAGGUACUUGCUGACGUAUCGUUCCACGUACGUGCUGACGUGGUGUACCAGCUCUCCUCCACUGCCUCAGCACCUCAUCCAAUCCUCUUCCCCCCACCCCCACUGCAGCCUGUGUUCCAAGCGCGCGACAGGGCGGCACCAGGCGUGUGGCGGGAGCUGAGGUGGGCGGCGCUACCUCGUUAUUUACCCUCUCCCUCUUCGUUUCCUUCCUCCCACUACCCACUCCCACUGCAGCCUGUGUUCCAAGCGUGCGGCAGGGCUGCACCAGGCGUGUGGCAGGAGCUGAGGGGGCGCUACCUCGUGAAUCCAUCAAUUCACUCUUCAUUUCUUUACCCCCCCUCCUGCCGCACACCCUCCCCCCCUUUCCCACUGCAGCCUGUGUUCCAGGCAUGCGGCAGGGCGGCACCAGGUGUGUGGCGGGAGCUGAGGCGGCGCUACCUUGUGCCAUCCGACGGCCUCCCCAUGUUCGCCCCGGGCUUUGCUCCAAGGAGCAGCAGCAGCAGUGACGGCACUGGGAACAGCAGCACCACCGCCACCAACAGCAGCAGCAUCGCCCCUCCGUGGACGGACGAGCAGAUGGCGCGGCUGCCCGCCAGCUGGCUGGCUGUGAUUGCUCGGCGCCACAAGUCCAAGCGGCGCAUCGCUGGCUUCCCGCAAUUGGUGGAUUCCAUGAAGCAGAUCUUCCACCCCUCGAGGGUGUACGUGUUUGAUGGCAAGCUGAAUCUCACCCAAGCCAAGACCGUGUUCAACAGGGCAGCAGUAUUCGUGGGGUUGCACGGGGCAGGCCUGGCCAACAUGGUCUUCAUGCCGCUCAACGCCAGCAUCUUUGAAAUCCGCCCGCGGGGCUACCCCAACCCGUGCUACCACCAUCUCGCCACAGCCACUCAGAUGCACUAUCAUUUGAUCCUCGGAAAUGGUACCAAGGACAGUGAGCUGAAAUUCAAUCACACAGAGGCUGUGGAAGUGCUGAGACUGAUUGCCAAUCGCACAAGAGCAAGAAUGUCGGCUGAGAAGUUUGAGUCGAUUAAUCUGCUGCCGCCGCUGGAGGCGGUUGGGGAGGAGGAUUGGGAGGAGGGGGGUGGGCUGGACGGGGACGAGGAGGACAACGGGGGGGGGGGGAAUGCGGAGUUGACUAUUCCGCUGGAGCUUAUGGCGGAUGUGACUCUAAAGGCGCUGAAUGACACAGAUGUAGGGGCGGAGGAGCAGGAAGAGGAGGUGAAGAGUCUGGAUGAGGAGACUAUAAAGAGGAUGGAGAGUGAGAGGGUGGUGACGAUUGGGGAGUUGAGUGAGGAUUUGAAACGGGCUGAGAUGAAACAGGUGCAUGUAAAUUCAGGGGUGUCACAUGAUAAGCGCAAGGCGAUUCUUAACUGUACGGGCAGCCCGUGCCCUGAUUUUUCGGGCAGGUGUGAGUCGAAUCACGAAGCUUCGGCCUGCAGGAGGGAUGAAAUCACGGACGAGGGUUUUGCCCGCCCGGCGAUUCCUAUAAACUGCCCGAAGAAAGGGAAUUUGACGACUGUGGGGCCGGAGGGGAGGGAUGAGAGCUGCUCGCAUACGUCGGACUUUGGGUGGUACGAACCGGGUACAUUCCAGAUUUACCUUUUGCGGGGAGUGUAUAUCGACCACGAGGGGCAUGUGUUCAACAAAACGACCCAUUUCAACCGGGAGGGGUGCAACAACGACUCUCCGUUUGAGUACAAGAAGGGGACUAAGGUGCAUAAGCUCAAGAGGGUGGUGAACCUGGCGUACUAUCAGGGCCGCAACUUCUACCACGGGCUCAUUGAGUGGACGCCCCAGCUCUUCCUCCUCAGCUCUCUCCUGCGCGCCAACCCCACCAUUCCUCUGCUCGCCAUCCAUGACCAGUGGGAUUUUUACGAGAAUAUAUCGAAGCCUAUUAUAGGGGUGGAGCAAUUCGCUAUGAACCGACUCAAUAUAAGCCGCGGCGAGCUCUUCUAUGCCGAUGAGGUGUACCUUCCACUAUACCAGGCAUGUGGUAAGGCCAGUCCCUCCCUCUGGUCUCUCCUCCGCUCCCACUUCCUCCUCGCCCCACAAGGCCUCCCCAUCUUUCCGCCCAUCACCUGGAUCCAACGGCCAGGAUUGGCCAAUCCGGUGAACCAGACCGAGGCAGCCAUGGUGCCGCCCGAUUGGAUGGUGCUGCUGGUGCGGCGGCCAGGUGUCAAGCGCUCGUUGGACCGCUGGGACGAGCUGUAUGAGUCGGCCGUGUCAGUGUUCUCAUUGAAUCGGGUCCAUGUGCUUAACGGCUCAGUGCCUAUGCUCAAAGCUCGGUCGCUGUUUCGAAGAGCGAGGCUGCUUAUAGCAGGUCACGGUGCAGCAAUGGCUAACAUGGUCUUCAUGCGACCCAACAUGACAGUCUAUGAAAUUCGACCCGACAAGAGCAACAACGCGUGUUACCACCACCUAGCACAUGCAUGCGGGCUCCGAUACUACCUCACUUUUGGGCAAGGGGAUGGGGAGAGCGUAGUGAAGAUUGAUGUGUGGAAGAUUACAGGGGUGUUGAAGGAAAUUGCCAAGACGUUUCCGCCUUUGCCUGGGGACGAGCAUCCAGAUAACGUGUCUAUAUUUGGAGAUGGUUAA